CAGUCCGCACUCAGGCAGCUUCCCUCAGACUCAUCUACAAUGGCUAAAGUUCUGCUUUCCAUCGUUGUGGCCAUGUUAGGAGUGGCCCACGCACAAGUGGGUUACAACGUGCCAACUCCCAAUGGGCCCGGAUACUCCUACGGCGCCCCGGAUCUCCAGGCGGCCGCCUCCAGCUUCGACGUCGCCGCAGCCGAGGACCCCAUCGCCGCCCUGGCCGCCAACAUCCCCGGCGGAGGCGUCCCUGGCGAGGAUUACCCCAUCCUGGCCUCCGUCCCCGACACCGGCUUCUCCUGCGAGGAACAACAGUUCCCAGGCUACUAUGCUGACACCGCCCCGGAGGCCGGCUGCCAAGUGUUCCACAUCUGCCAGUUCGACGGCCGCCAGGACUCCUUCCUGUGCCCCAACGGCACUAUCUUCAACCAGCAGUACUUCGUGUGCGACUGGUGGUUCAACGUGGACUGCGCCGCGUCCGAGCAGUUCGUCAGCCUCAACGCCGACAUCGGGAAGGUCCCCGACAACGUGGCCGCCGCCUCCGACGCCUCCCUCGCCACCUCCUACGGCGCUCCUCAGGCUCAGGCCUCAGCCCAGGUCCCCGUGCAGGCUCCCAACCAGUUCUACGGCGCCCCUCAGGCUCAGGCCUCGGCUCAGGUCCCCGUGCAGGCUCCCAGCCAGUUCUACGGCGCUCCCAAUGGCUUCUAGAAUACACAGCAAAAUCCCUAAGGUCUCAGAUCAGUGAUUUAAUGUCUUAUAAGUUCACAUAGAAUGACCAUUAUUUUUGUACCAUAAUAUUUAUUUUAGAAUCUGUAAAUGCACUGGAAUAUAACA
Messenger RNA from Penaeus indicus, 825 nucleotides. RefSeq lists its product as uncharacterized. The record is from RefSeq and is a predicted model, not a curated record. Gene Ontology annotation, molecular function: chitin binding. The transcript has 2 exons. The coding region runs from base 40 to 699 and encodes 219 amino acids. NCBI's taxonomy places the organism in Eukaryota, Metazoa, Arthropoda, Malacostraca, Decapoda, Penaeidae. Gene Ontology annotation, cellular component: extracellular region.